CGUCUCUCUCUCUCUCUCUCUCUCUCUCUCGUCUACAUUCCUUUCUUCCGCCAAAAGAAACGGGACGGGGGGGAUUUGGGAGAGAGGUUUUAUAGAGAUUUUUACAGAAGACCCAAUCUGGUCUCAGAUUUCUCUAUCCGUCUCUCUCAAGAAUUUUCUAGCUAUCUGCAGCAAUGGCGGCCCUGCAGUACCUGGAUUCGCUCCGCAAUGACCAUCCGGAGCUUGCCGACUGGUACAAUACCCUCGCAGACCUGUAUCAGAAGAAGCUCUGGCACCAGCUCACCCUCAAACUCGAACAGUUCGUCGCUCUCGCCGUAUUUCAGGCUGGUGAUACUCUCAUACAAUUAUAUCAUAACUUCAUCACUGACUUUGAAACCAAGAUCAAUCUUCUUAAGCUUGCACAUUUUGCUGUCGUAGUCUCUCGGCAGUAUCCAGAUAAAGAAGCUGCCAUUAGUUAUCUAGAAGGUGUGAUUGAGAAGCUUCACGCUACUAGAGAGACUCGCAUUGAGGAACCAGUUGUUUACAUUAAAAUGCAAAUAGCUACCUUAAAGCUUGAGAAAGGCGAACAAAAGGAGUGCAAGAAACUUUUAGAAGGUGGGAAGAGCACACUUGACAGCAUGACUGAUAUUGAUCCAUCUGUGUAUGCCAGUUACUAUUGGGUUUCAUCACAAUACCAUAAAUCUAACCAGGAAUUUGCUGAAUUUUACAAAAGUGCUCUUCUUUAUCUGGCAUACACAUCAGUGGAGUCUCUAUCUGAAUCAUUUAAGCUGGAUUUGGCAUUUGAUUUGUCCUUAGCUGCAUUGCUUGGAGAAAACAUAUACAACUUUGGGGAACUUCUUGCGCAUCCAAUUAUAAAAAGUCUUCUAGGGACAAAGGUUGAAUGGCUCUACUACAUUCUUGAAGCAUUUAACACUGGUAAUUUAGUUCGUUAUCAAGAAUUAUGCCAUGUGCAUAGAGCUGCUCUAAGUUCUCAACCAGCACUAGUGGAGAAUGAGAAGAAGCUUCUUGAAAAGAUUAACAUUCUAUGUUUGAUGGAAAUCAUCUUCAGUCGACCAUCAGAAGACAGAACCAUACCACUGAGUAUCAUUGCAGAGCGCACCAAGCUUACUGUAGAGGAUGUGGAGUAUCUUCUCAUGAAGAGCCUUUCUGUUCAUCUUAUUGAAGGGAUAAUUAAUCAGGUGGAGGGAACUGUUUAUGUUUCUUGGGUGCAACCAAGAGUUUUGGGUAUUCCUCAGAUCAAAUCGUUGCGUGAUCGGCUGGAUAAUUGGAUGGGCAAAGUACACUCGGCUUUGUUGUCGGUAGAGGCAGAAACACCCGAUCUGGUUGCAUCUUAAUGUGUUGGUUACAGAUUUUUUGUCUCUGUUGGCCCUGUGAAACGAACUCUAUAUAGCGCGCGCGGCAUAGAAGGAGGAUUGUUAGUAAAUGGUUGGGGGGGCCAUGCCAUAUCAUUUGAAUGGCUUCAAAUAGUUUCCAUCAUUUAUAUUUCUUUGGAAGGAACAGACAGUGUCUUCUCUUGUUCUUCCUCUCAACUGGCAGUUUUACGUACUCUUUACACUAACUAGUUGUUGGACAAUGUAGUGCAAAUCUUCCGUUGUUAUGCUCAGAUCAGAUAUGAUCCAUGCAAUUAGUGGAUCUGCAUCUGCUUGUGGUGGUUUACUUUUAACUUCGGCAAACGUGGCAUUUUCACAUCUUGUUUUCCAUUAUUAUUAUAUUUUUCACAUCUUUUCAUUAA
Messenger RNA from Diospyros lotus (date-plum), 1732 nucleotides. RefSeq names its product 26S proteasome non-ATPase regulatory subunit 13 homolog B. Gene Ontology annotation, biological process: ubiquitin-dependent protein catabolic process. The transcript is spliced from 6 exons. The record is from RefSeq and is a predicted model, not a curated record. NCBI's taxonomy places the organism in Eukaryota, Viridiplantae, Streptophyta, Magnoliopsida, Ericales, Ebenaceae. Bases 174 to 1334 code for a protein of 386 amino acids. Gene Ontology annotation, molecular function: structural molecule activity. Gene Ontology annotation, cellular component: cytosol; nucleus; proteasome regulatory particle, lid subcomplex.